Messenger RNA from Strongylocentrotus purpuratus (purple sea urchin), 1296 nucleotides. Its product is annotated as carbohydrate sulfotransferase 2-like. Gene Ontology annotation, biological process: sulfur compound metabolic process; N-acetylglucosamine metabolic process. Lineage: Eukaryota; Metazoa; Echinodermata; Echinoidea; Camarodonta; Strongylocentrotidae. The transcript has a single exon. The coding region runs from base 46 to 1296 and encodes 416 amino acids. Gene Ontology annotation, molecular function: N-acetylglucosamine 6-O-sulfotransferase activity. The record is from RefSeq and is a predicted model, not a curated record.
GAUCGCUGCCGUUUCUAUUCCAUUUCGCUGCAACGUAAGGUAACAAUGUUUAGAAUUUUAGGCGUGUCUAUUGUCAGGAUAUCCUUGUUGGUUUUUCUAGUGGCCUUCAUGUGCCUCACUGGGAACUAUUUAAUCCACCGAAGGCUGUUCAUGCACCCAUGGAUCCAUUCAGCAGCAUCCCUCGCCAAAGACACACGGGGGACAAACGGGAAGAUCCGAGAGGGCGAAUCCUUGAACGCGAGGAUAGAAACUUCGCGGGGAGACGAUGGGAAAACGAAUCGGAAAUCUUCGGAAGUCUUCGUGGUUAUCCUCGCACAAUGGCGUUUCGGUUCGUCAAUCAUCGGAGAACUCUUUAAUCAGAACCCGAACAUGUUCUAUGUUUAUGAGCCGCUCUGGGUAUUCUCCAGAGAGGCUAUGCUUCCGAAUCACAAACUGACGGAUAUCUACGACUAUCAAGUACCUCCCAAGGAAAACUUCAAGCGCGUCUUACGAGGGAUACCACGGUGUGAUUUCAGUGAGGACUUUGUGACGGUAAUGAAUACAUCUGGUGGAAAGUUGAGGAACAAACUGAUUUGUGAGAAUACCGUCGACGUAGACAACUGCAAUAUGUCUAAUUCCUACUGGUUGGAUUCGGUGUGCAAGCGAAGUGGCGGUCGUGCCGCUACGAAGUUGAUUCGCGCAGACCUUAACACCAUCAAAUCCCUGAUCGUCGACGACAACAUCAACGUGAAGGUAGUCAACCUUGUCCGCGACCCACGGGGAGCAGCUGCCUCAAGGGUUCAUUACGACCUGGUCCUUAAUCACAGAUCCUUAGACCUUGUUGCGCUCAGUGAUCAGAUCCCGAAGAAGGGCCGGUUGGAGCCGCUGGGGUACCUGAACAACACACGUCCAGCUGCAGAAUCACUCCCUGCCAUGUGCGAUAUGAUGCGAGCCAACUUCCGAAAAGCAUCGAACCUUCCAUCGUGGUUAUCGAAUCGAUAUAAGCUCAUCCGCUUUGAAGAUUUCGCGGAAAACCCAGUUAAUGUUACCCAUGAGAUAUAUGACUUCGUAGGGCUUCCUCUGCCGACGACUGUUCGGGACUGGGUGGCCGAACACACGAAUGUCUCACACGACCAGCCGGAGGAGUCGGUCAUGUUUAGCAGUAGGAGGAACGCGAAGGACGUUGCGAGGCGAUGGAUGACGGAUCUCACCGCCCUUGAGAUAAGACAAGUGGAAGCCAUUUGCCAUGAAGCCAUGCAGCUUCUAGGAUAUGAAGCCUAUGAUGAGAUGAGGAAAUCAACGGAUGGGUUAACUUAA